AUGGCGAUGGAAAAGGGGAGAUAUAUCCCACUUCUGACACCAUGUAAUAACAAACUGUUCCAUCUCCUGAAUCAAGGCUUUUACGAGUUAAGAGUGGAUAUGAGUGAUUUUGAAAAUGAGACACGCUAUGUGAAAUACAGCAGUAUAUCACUGAAAGACGAAGCUUCAAAGUAUACCAUCAACUUAUCUGGCUUCUCCGGGAACGUGGGUGACUGUUUCACAUCGUUAAACAACAUGAAAUUUUCAACAAAGGACCAGGACAAUGAUCUAUAUGGAAACAGCUGCUCCGUUCUGUACAAAGGCGGUUGGUGGUACGGGGGGUGCCACUGCGCUAACCCUAACGGACUCUACCUGAAAGGCGCCACGUCCUUCUUCGCGCAAGGCGUUACUUACAAUAAUUGGUUAGGGCAAUAUUACUCACUGAAAUCUAUUCAAUUUAUGGUUAGAAGAGUUGUUUGAAAGGUGAAUAUGCGAACCAAAUCGUUGGCCAACGUAAGCAAGAGAAAUAC
Molecule: messenger RNA, 509 nt
Organism: Saccostrea cuccullata (small rock oyster)
Lineage: Eukaryota; Metazoa; Mollusca; Bivalvia; Ostreida; Ostreidae
Product: ficolin-2-like
Exons: 3
Coding region: 1-459 (152 amino acids)
Source: RefSeq, a predicted model, not a curated record